Molecule: messenger RNA, 2730 nt
Organism: Spinacia oleracea (spinach)
Lineage: Eukaryota; Viridiplantae; Streptophyta; Magnoliopsida; Caryophyllales; Amaranthaceae
Product: probable sulfate transporter 3.4
Exons: 11
Coding region: 570-2540 (656 amino acids)
Biological process (GO): sulfate transmembrane transport
Cellular component (GO): membrane
Molecular function (GO): secondary active sulfate transmembrane transporter activity
Source: RefSeq, a predicted model, not a curated record
AGAGAUCAAACAAAACACCAAUACGCCUCCGGACAAGCUAGGGUGCAUUCUCUUCCACUACUUUUUCACCUUCGAAUCGUUUCCACUUUCCAAUAUUUUCAACAAAGCAAGGUAAUAGUCGUCAUAUUCACCCUAUUUCAAAAACAGUGGUAGUUGAGCAAGUUCAUUUCCUCUCUCCCCUAGUUCCCUCCUUCCAUGCACAGUCACUAUAUUUCCAUUCCAUUUUAUUAUUUUUCUUUAAUCUUUUCCCAAAAUAAAAAAUACUGUCCAUUAAUUCUGAUUUAUAUACAAAACUACUGAUUAUAUUCCCACUCUCACAACAUCAACGGUUAAUAUUAAUAAAUAUAACUUGUACCAUUUCCCCUUCCCUAAAAUAAACACCCAUCCAAAAAACUAUAACAUGGGACCAAUUUAUAUAUAUUCUACAUGUCCCUAUAAAUAUACCUUACACCUUACAAAACCAACUAUACUCCCCUCUCCCCAAAAAAAAAAACUUAGGAGAUUGAGCCAUAGAUAGGGCCGGUGCAACUACGUGGUACGUGUUUCUUGUAGUGUUAUAAUUAACGAGCAUGAAACUAGACGAAGAUCAUCGAACCAUGUCUGUAGAGGAGAAAGAAGAUACGUCGAUAAGUGUACCUAAUAAUAUAGGGAUACAUAAUGUCCCAUUACCACCAAAAAAAUCCACAUUACAAAAACUCAAACUUAAACUUUCUGAAAUCUUCUUCCCAGAUGACCCACUUCAUCAAUUCAAGAACAAAAAUGUUAAAACUAAAUUGAUUCUGGGUUUUCAGUACGUGUUCCCGAUUCUUCAAUGGCUUCCUACUUAUGGUAUUCAACUCUUUAGAUCUGAUCUUGUUGCUGGACUCACCAUUGCUAGCCUAGCCAUACCACAGGGUAUAAGUUACGCAAAGCUUGCAAAUCUACCUCCCAUAAUUGGAUUAUAUUCAAGUUUUGUACCACCAAUAAUAUACUCUGUUCUUGGGAGUUCCAAACAUCUGGGUGUUGGUCCAGUUUCCAUAGCAUCUCUUGUAAUGGGUGCAAUGCUAACCGAAUUCGUCUCACCAGUUGAUCAAUCUGACCUCUAUCUCAAACUUGCUUUCACUUCCACCCUCUUUGCCGGAUUAUUCCAGGCCUCUUUGGGCUUUUUCAGGUUGGGUUUUAUAAUUGAUUUCUUAUCAAAGGCCACAUUGAUUGGGUUCAUGGCUGGAGCAGCAGUCAUUGUCUCCCUUCAACAGCUCAAAGGGUUGCUUGGGAUUACUCAUUUCACCAGCAAGAUGCAAAUUAUCCCUGUUAUGUCUUCUGUUUUUAGCCACACAAAUGAGUGGUCAUGGCAAACAAUUGUUAUGGGGAUCAGUUUUCUCGUAUUUCUUCUGACAGCAAGACAGAUUAGCGCAAAGAAGCCUAGGUUCUUCUGGAUAUCAGCCGCUGCUCCUUUAACAUGUGUGAUCCUAUCAACCCUUAUAGUAUUUUGUCUCAGGUCCUAUACAGAUAAGAUUUCCAAAAUUGGUCAACUUCCCAAGGGUCUGAAUCCUCCUUCAGUAAACAUGCUAUACUUCCACAGUUCUCAUGUUGCACUGGCUGCAAAGACAGGUCUCAUAACUGGUAUUUUGUCUCUAACUGAAGGAAUCGCAGUUGGUAGAACAUUCGCUUCCUUGGAGAAUUAUCAAGUGGAUGGGAACAAAGAAAUGAUGGCAAUAGGCGUAAUGAACAUUGUUGGUUCAUGCUCCUCAUGCUACGUGACUACAGGAGCGUUUUCUCGGUCUGCUGUGAACUAUAAUGCUGGAGCUAAGACGGCUUUCUCCAACAUAGUGAUGGCAACUGCAGUACUAGUCACUCUGCUAUUCCUGAUGCCCCUCUUCUACUAUACCCCCAAUGUUGUUUUAGCAGCAAUCAUUAUAACAGCUGUUAUUGGACUGGUAGACUACCAAGGUGCUCUUAAGUUAUGGAAAGUUGACAAACUUGAUUUUGUGGCUUGUUUGAGCUCCUUUUUCGGUGUUCUCUUCAUCUCAGUGCCUUCCGGACUUUCCCUUGCUGUUGCAAUAUCAGUAUUCAAGGUUCUCCUGCAUAUAACUAGACCAAACAUCGUGACUAUGGGAAACAUCGCGGGCACUCAACUGUUCCAAAGCCUUGAGCGUUACAAGAAUGCCUCAAGAAUCCCAUCAUUCCUGAUUUUAGGAGUCGAAGCUCCUAUUUACUUUGCAAAUUCAACUUACCUCCAAGAACGAAUACUACGAUCUAUCAGGGAGGAGGAAGAGUGGAUCAAAUCCAACAAGGAGCUUCCGCUUAAAUUUGUAAUUUUAGACAUGACAGCGGUGACAGCCAUUGAUACGAGUGGAAUCGACACCAUCCAGGAGCUCGGGAAGAUCAUCCAGAAAAGAUCAUUACAGGUGGCUCUUGUAAACCCGGUUGGGAGUGUGAUGGAGAAGCUUCACAAAUCAAAGGUGCUUGAAUUAUUUGGUUCUAAUAAUGGUGUUUAUAUGUCAGUUGGAGAAGCCAUUUUAGAUUUGACAACUUCAAGGAAGGUGGAAGGCUUAGCUUAAUUAGGUUUGUGGCAUCUAAUUCCUUCUAAAAAUGAGUGUAAGAACUCCAUCAUUUGGAGUGAUUGUUGCCAAUUAGAACUAAUUAAAUCUAUAUAAUAAGUAUAUAUGUUACGAGAAAAAUGUAAAUAAUUUCGAUUUGACUAUUGGUUCAAGUGUUCAACCCUAUUUUUAUCCUUUUGAUUGUCAUGAA